Molecule: messenger RNA, 2187 nt
Organism: Naegleria lovaniensis
Lineage: Eukaryota; Heterolobosea; Eutetramitea; Acrasida; Naegleriidae
Exons: 3
Coding region: 1-2187 (728 amino acids)
Biological process (GO): pantothenate biosynthetic process
Cellular component (GO): mitochondrion
Molecular function (GO): magnesium ion binding; 3-methyl-2-oxobutanoate hydroxymethyltransferase activity; oxidoreductase activity
Source: RefSeq, a predicted model, not a curated record
AUGAAACCAUCUCCUCUCUUGAAAGGUGUCACUACCCGAAGAGUCAUCAUCUCUUUGAGGUCCAGAUUUGCUUCUCAUUCUUGUGUGAACGAGACCAGCCAAUUUCAAAAAGGAAAUAUGGUGACAAUAUCUAAAAAAGGGAACAUUGCUUGGAUUAUGGACAUUGUGAGGGAAGGAAGAAGAGAGUAUUCUGUACAUCCAUCUCAUUCUAAUGGAAAGACUUCAGAAGUACCAGAACAAACCAUGUUAAGAACGGAAUUAAUUCCUGUCACAUUGAAUUGCAUUAAAUACAAGUAUGAAAACAAAAUUCCACUGACCAUGCUUACUGCCACAGACUAUCCUUCAGCAAGUGUUAUUGACCAAACUAAUUGUGACAUGAUUUUAGUUGGAGACUCAUUGUCCAUGACUGCUUUGGGACAUUCCAAUACAACAAGUGUCACAAUGGAUGAAAUGAUUCAUCAUGCAAAAGCAGUUAAGAGAGGGUCCAAGUAUUCCUUUUUAAUUGGAGACAUGCCAUUUGGAUCUUACACCACCGAUGAAAGUGCAGUCCAUAAUGCAGUAAGAUUUAUUAAGGAAGCAGAAAUGCAUGCUGUAAAAUUAGAGGGUGGACAACGAGUGGCAUCAAAAAUUAAGGCAAUUGUAGAUGCAGGAAUUGUAGUAGUGGGACACGUUGGAUUAACACCUCAAUCUUCAAAUCAAUUGGGUGGAUUUCGAGUCGUUGGCUCAAAGAGCUGUGAUGAAGCAAUUCAAGUCUGGAAGGAUGCUCUUGCUGUGAAAGAGGCAGGAGCAAGCUUGAUCGUGUUAGAAUGUGUUCCUCAAAAAUUAGCUUCUUUAAUUACAAAAGAGCUUGGAAUUCCUGUGAUUGGAAUUGGAAGUGGAUUGUGUUCAGGACAAGUCUUGGUGUAUCAUGAUAUUUUAGGAUUGUACAGCAAAUUUACUCCAAAAUUUUGUAAAAAGUAUUUGGACUUGAAUCCCACGUUGAUCAAUGCAUGUGAACAAUACGUUCGAGAUGUGACUGUUCAAGAAUUCCCAGAAAAAUCUCACACAUUUGUGAUUAAGGAAGAUGUCUACAAAUAUGUUUCUGAAUACAUUGAAAAAGAGGCAAAAGAGCUUCGAGAAAAGAAUCCAGUUUAUCCUCAUCCCAUUCUAAAGAAGAAAGAUGAGAUCAAUACCAUGCCUCAACCAACCUUCUCGAUGGGAACAAGGAGAGUGGUAGUAUUAGGAAGUGGUUCUGUUGGAUCCUUAAUUGCCACGUGCUUACAACACUGUGAAGAAAACCAAAUUCGUAUGGUAAAUGGUCGUACGAAUUGCACACUUACAACCUCGAAUGUGCUUGUGGAGCGAACGGUCAAGGAAAAUGAACACUCUCCGAGCACACUUAUCGCAUCGAGUACGGUUCGAUAUUUAACUUUAGAUCAGCUUCAACACGAGUGGAACAAUGAGAUUGAUCUCUUAAUUGUUGCUGUGAAAACUCAUUCUACUUUGGAAGCGAUUCAGAAUUUCAUGAAAACUUUCCCAACCUUAAACACAUUCGAAACGUGUGGAGUGAAACGAAGAAUAGAAGAACAUGACAAGAAGGACUCUCCUAACAAGAUUAUUUUGGAGCAAUCGGUGUCACCAACCAUUUCCAUUAGCUUACCUAAAAUUCUAUCAGGAACAGAAUUAGGAAAAUUAUUUAGCGACAAUUCACAAUUUCAUGUCGCUUCUCACCUCUCUCCAACUCUGAUCAAUGGAGAAGAAGUUUACGUGGAUUGGAUGAAACUUAUUGUCAACUCGACCGUUAAUCCUGUGGCUUCACUUUUUCAAAUUGAAAACGGAGGUCUUAGCCACAAUUCUCACCUACAACAAGUGAUGAAGCAAUUAAUUCGAGAACAAUUAGAUAUUCUCAAGCUAAUUCCUGGCGCAAUUCAUUCUCUUGGUGUAACAUGUCAAGAAUUGAAAGAGAAAUCUUUUGAAGAGUGUAUAUUUUCAAAGGUGAUGCAAGUAAUUGAGAAAACAAAAACCAAUACUUGCAGCAUGUAUCAUGAUGUCAGAAAUGGAACCUUGACUGAAGUUGAUCAUCUAAAUGGUGCCUUUGUGGAAUUGGCAAAACGUUUAAAUCUUCCUCCAAGUUCUUAUUCUGUAAAUAGUAUGAUCAGUGAAAUUGUUAAGGCAAAGUCAACACAUGUGAAUAAUCAAUGUAAAUAA